GUCUUCCUUUCUUUUUGGUUUGGGGCGCGCUAGGAAGUUCUUCAUUUUAAAGUGUGUUACUGUCGGUGACAUUGCUGGCCAAUUUGGGCUUGAAUUCAGAAACAAGACCGGUAAAGGAUAUUCACAUAAAUUAUGUCUGAAAGCGAGGGUUAUAUCGUUAGGGUUCGUGGGUUGCCGUGGUCAUGCUCAACAGAGGAAAUUCGGGAAUUUUUCUCCGAUUGUAAAAUUGUUGGCGAAACUUCAGGAAUUCACUUCACGUUCACAAGGGAAGGCAGACCAAGUGGCGAGGCAUUUGUUGAAAUGGAAUCUGAUGAGGACUUGAAGUUAGCACUGAAAAAAGACAGAGAAACAAUGGGCCACAGAUACGUCGAAGUGUUUAAAUCUAACAAUGUUGAAAUGGACUGGGUUUUGAAGCAUACUGGUCCCGACAGCCCCGAUUCUGCUAAUGACGGCUUUGUUCGUCUAAGAGGUUUGCCGUUUGGCUGUAGCAAAGAAGAAAUUGUUCAGUUCUUUGGAGGGUUGGAAAUCGUGCCAAAUGGGAUAACAUUGCCGGUGGACUUCCAGGGGAGGAGUACGGGGGAGGCCUUCGUGCAGUUUGCUUCACAGGAAAUAGCUGAAAAGGCUCUAAAGAAACACAAGGAAAGAAUAGGGCACAGGUAUAUAGAAAUAUUCAAAAGCAGUCGUGCUGAAGUACGUACCCAUUAUGAUCCUCCACGUAAACCAAUGGCAAUGCAGCGUCCGGGCCCUUACGAUAGGCCAGGUGGUGGACGGGGGUAUAACAACAUGGCAAGAGGUGGUGCAUUUGACAGAAUGAGGCGUGGAGGAGGAUAUGGAGGAGGUUAUGGAGGAUAUGAUUACAAUGGCUACAGUGAUGGAUAUGGCUUUGGCUCGGACAAUAGAUUUGGGAGAGGUGGAAUGGCUGAUCACAGGUAUGGAGAUGGAUCUUCAGGUUUCCAUAACACAACUGGUCAUUGCGUGCACAUGAGAGGGUUGCCUUACAGAGCCACUGAAAAUGACAUUUAUAAUUUUUUUUCACCAUUAAACCCGGUGAGAGUACACAUUGAAAUUGGGCCAGAUGGUAGAGCUACUGGAGAAGCAGAUGUUGAGUUUGCCACACAUGAAGAUGCUGUAGCUUCUAUGUCGAAAGAUAAAGCAAACAUGCAACACAGAUAUGUGGAAUUGUUUCUCAACUCCACAGCAGGAGGAAGCUCUGGCGGCUAUGGAAACCAGAUGAUGGGUGGAAUGGGUAAUCAGUCCAACUUUAAUCCUGGCAAUCCAAUGGGUGGUUAUGGAACUGGAUAUAAUCAAGGCGGAAUGGGCGGAGGAUAUGAUUUCAACAAUCAAAUGAUACAAAUGAUUGCUUAGCCUCAUGUGCAAGCUCACAUCUGUAUGAAGAAAAUGCUGCUAGCAGAAUGUGUAUUUGAAUGGUUACAGAGAUAUUAAGUUGCUAUUACAACAUUGACAAUAUUUAAUGUUUAUUGUGACUUAUCAAAUACAGUUUAAGAACUAGGAACAAAAGAAUGCAACCACUGUGAAUAUUUGUGCUGAGCAAUAUGGCAAUUCAGUUUUUUUUAAAUACUUAUGGUUGUAGAGAUGUACAUUUGGAAGUUAGAGAAUAAAGAAGUUUCAUUAGAGGCAAUGGAUUAAGUAAUUGUUAAAUCCUGUACAUAGGAGAGGACUUGAGCAAUUAUACAAGAAAUUAGAACUGCUCAUGAGAGACUGAAUUUGCCAGCAGUAAUGGCAUACGAGGCAGAGCAGUUGGUUGCUUGUAUAGGUAAAGUUUAGUUAAAAUGAUAAAACAUUGGACAGAUGGCAUUCCAGCAGAGAUCUGAAGUUACAUGCUGCAGAAUUAGCAAAUAUAUACUAAGUAUUAUGUUUAAUUUGGGGAAAAUGCAUAGGUGGCAGUACUCUUCAAAGAAUGGCAAAGAAACAGCAAACACUCAUACAGACCAGUUUUCUAAACAUUUUUAUUAAGCAUGACAUUUUUCAAAAAGUGACAAGUUCAUUCCCACUGCUGCAGUAGCCUUUAGGAUAUUGGGCGUUUCCCCACUCACAAAAAUGGCUACUGUCAAGCUUUAAAGUUUUGGCUCUGUUUAACAUCUUCAGUCUUGACUGCUUAGUCUCAAGGAGAAAAGCAGCAGUCAGAUGUCUUCAGUACUUUCUUUCCGCCUCAAGGAGAAGCAUCUCUGCUGCUUCAUGGGAGUAGCAAUUAGCUAAAGAGUAUCAUUUCUGGCAGGUAGGGCCCCAUUGAGAGGCCCUUCCGCACACAAAUUGUUGCCCUUUUAAAAAAAUGUUUAAUUUUGUUUUUCUGUCAUAAAGUGAUAUUUUCCCUUUAA
Protopterus annectens (West African lungfish) is the source of this 2336-nucleotide messenger RNA. It is a transcript of the gene HNRNPH1, whose product is annotated as heterogeneous nuclear ribonucleoprotein H1. Bases 133 to 1365 code for a protein of 410 amino acids. Gene Ontology annotation, biological process: regulation of RNA splicing. The transcript has 12 exons. Gene Ontology annotation, cellular component: nucleoplasm; ribonucleoprotein complex. The record is from RefSeq and is a predicted model, not a curated record. NCBI's taxonomy places the organism in Eukaryota, Metazoa, Chordata, Ceratodontiformes, Protopteridae. Gene Ontology annotation, molecular function: RNA binding.